GAUAUUUUCUUAUACCGCCUUUCACAUUGACAAAACAAAUGGAAUAUUAUAUAACUUUUUUGUAACAAGAUCAUAAAGAAUUAAAAUGACCAUAUGAAGUCAUCAUAUAAAAGAAUUUAAAAAUGCAAUUACACAAAGUAAACAGGAAAUUUGUGGUAUUAAAUAAUAAUUUUUUUUAUUGUAGGCAUUUGUCGCAAGUGCAUAGAUCUUGUGCACAAUCUUCCUGAUGUUCAUAUAGAAAACCUGACUCAAACAGACUUGAAGGUAAAGGUUGGAAAUGUAGAUGAAAAGAAUGUCUUAUCUGCCGUCACACAGAGGCGUGCUGCUUAUAGUCUGCAACCAUUUGAAGAUGAUCAAAUUGAGGGGGAAUACUUUGAACAUUCAGACCAGUUUUCAUCACAGGAGAGUCCUCACCUGUCACAGACCUCAAACUGGAGUGAUGAAAAUACAACCGGACUUGAGGCAUUUAAUAGUGUAAUCCAAACUAUAUCAAAGGGAAAAUUUAGCCCCUUGAAAUAUCAACUGCAGAAACCUCUUCAAGACAUAACAGCUCAAAACAGAAAUUACUUACAGAAAAAAGCAUCGCAGAUGGUCCAUAGUGUACUGGAAAUGGUUGCUCCCGGACAGUCGAAAGAGCUUUUGAAACUCAUUAAGGAGCCUGAACAACCCACAAAAUCCAACGAAGAAUCUGAGCAUCUAAUGCAACAGUUGACUAAAAUUUAUUAUGAAUCCUCUUACAAUGCUGUGAAAGACCAUACUCUUUCUAUAAUGGCUGGACUGUCGACAAAAGAAAACCUGAAGAACAGAAUUCCAGGACUUACAAAUUACCAUAUCAACAAAGUUAGAGCAGUUACACCAGACCAAAUCUUUCAGAAGGUAAAUGAACCACCAAAGAAAAGACAAAAAAUGGACCAAACCAAACUAGAACACUGUCUGUCAUUUUUUUUCAACUCCUCCUUUCAUCAACUUGUGUCUUAUGGUACAAAGGAUUUGGAACUUGAUUCAGGCGAAAAAAUAGUUAUCCCAGAUGUCCUUCGGACUGCUUGCCAUUCUACAAUUAUUGACUUGUAUGAACAACAUUGCAAGGACACUGGCUUCUUACCGCUCUCAAGGGCAUCAUUAUUCCGAAUAUUAUGUGCCUGCUCGGCUUCUAAGCGUCGGAAUCUCUACGGCUUGGAUAAUAUUACAGCUGAUGGCCUAGCUGCUUUCAAGUCUUUGAAUAACAUCCUUGACAAUCUUGAGCUUAAAGGCAUCAUAGACAUGGAUAAGAAGGCUACCAUGAGACAUCUUCUCUCUGAAAGUCAAAACUAUCUGAAGAGAACCUUCAAGUUUCAUGUUUCAGUGAAUUCUUCAUGUGCUGACCAUUGUAUAACAUGGGCUUGCAGCGACACCAACGAUGACAAAUUUCAGUCAGUGUGCAAUCAUGAUCAUGUAGACAGCUGUCAACAGUGUGAAAAUCUAUCAAUGGUCCUAGAUCAGCUGUGCUCCUUAAACUUAGAGGAUGAUGAGGCAUUGGAUGUCAAUGAGGCAGUAAACAACAUCCAAGCAUGGAAGGCUCACAUCAUAAGAACGAUAAACCAAGAUCGUGGUAGAGUGGAUCUUCUAGAUGGCAUGCAAACAUGUCAAAUACUCUUGAUCAUGGACUGGGCCAUGAAGUGCCUCCCGCUUUUACAUCGAGAGAAGCAGUCUGAUUGGUUUGGCCAAAAAGGGAUCUCCUGGCAUGUUACAGUUGGCAUCACAAAAGAUGACAAAGGAACUUUGAAGCAUAGCACUUGGGUGCACAUUUUGGAAAGUGGAAAACAGGACUGGUUUAGUGUAGCAUCCCUCUUAGAGCAUACCCUCUCAGCUGUGGUUAAGCAGUAUCCUUUUGUCAAAGAGGCGUUCAUCAGGUCUGACAAUGCUGGGUGCUACCAUAAUGGAUAUCUGUGGAGUUCGAUUCCAUCUAUAUCUGAGAGAUCAGGAAUUGAGAUUAAGAGAUACAACUUUAGUGAAGCACAAUCAGGAAAAUCCUAUUGUGACGCCAAAAUUGCUCAUCUAAGGAAGAAGAUGAGAAUGCAUGUUGCGGAUGGAAAUGACAUCAAGUUCCCAGCUGACAUGAAGAUGGCCUUAGAUAGUGGAGGUGGAGUUACAGGAUGCCAAGUAGCAGUUGUGGCAGUAGAUUACAGCCAUCAGCAGAUAUUCAAUCACAAAUGGAGGGAUGUACGCUUCAUUACAGAUCUGGAAGUAGAGGCUUCUAAGAUGGUCACAUACCAUGCAUAUGGCAUUGGAAAUGGAAAUAUUAUUGAGACAUCCUCAAUGGUCUCUUCACAGCAAAAUUCGACAGGUCUAAAGAUCUUAUCUGACUUCAGGAAACCAGAGAAGCAAGAAGGUCACAUACGGAAUCCAACUAUUAUUAAGGAGCCCCAUCAGUGUUUCCCUUGUUCAGAGGAAGGUUGCGUACAAAGUUUUUGUACCUUUGAGGACUUUGAGGAACAUAUGUACUUUGAAAAGCACACCUAUGAAUUUGAUCAAACUACAGAUUUAUCUACGUUUGACAAAGUGAAACUGAGGUGGGCAGAAAAGUGUAAUUUAGUCACAGAGAGUGAAGAGCCGAUCUCCAUUCCAUCAACAUCAGGGUAUGAUAAAUCCAAACAAAGUGCUGCACCAAAAGGUUGGGCUCUUCGAAAGGAAAGAAAACAAGUUCGAUUUAAGCAGCAUGUGCGAGAUUUCCUCAAAGAUGUAUUCAAGACAGGUGAAGAUUGUGGAAAGAAGGCUAAUCCUAUAGAAGUUGCUUUGGAAAUGAGAAAAAAAACUGAUGAUAAUGGUAAGCGUAUCUUUGCAGCCCAGGAUUGUUUAAAACCGAGCCAGAUAAUGUCUUACUUCUCGAGAUUAACAUCUCAAUGCAAAGAUUCCUUCAAGAAAAACAGAGAAGAAGAGAUGGAGGAGGAUGAGUACCUAGAACAUGUUCUGUAUGAAAUUGAAAUGCAGGAAAUCAGAAACAAUGUACAGUCUUCUCAUGCUUAAAACAUUGAUAGUUUGUUUGUAUGGACCUAUUUCUAGUUUAAACACAAUACCAGUACCACUAAUGUAAUUUUUAUGCGCCCGGAUCGAAAGAUCUGAGGCGUAUAUUGUUUUUGUCCUGUCUGUCUGUCUGUUUAUCUGUGUGUCUGUUUGUCUGCCAACUUUAACCUUAGCCAUAACUUUUGAACAAUGAAUGAAAGAGACUUCAUAUUUUAUAUGCAUACUCCACUUAUAAAGCUUUUUCAAAUGACACCAGGGUCUAUGACCUUGUGACCUUGACUGUGUCCUAUAUGCAGAAGAUAGCUUUUUUUAAUCUUCACCAUAACUUUUGAACCAUGAGAGAUAGAGAUUUCAUAUUUGGUAUGCAUACUACAUUAAUCAAGUUCUUUCAAAUGACACCAAGAUCUAUGACCUUCUGACCUUGACUGAGACCUUUAUGCUAAAGAUAUGUUUUUAAACUUUGUUGUUGCUGGGCGCAUAGUGUUUCACAAGCACAUCUUGUUGUUUUACAAACUGUGGUAAAUAAGAUGCUUUAGUUAGAAAUAGGGAAAAAUUGUAUAUAUUACACUGCUGUUUUGUUGACUAUGAAAAAGCUUUCUAUAAUCUAGUCUAAGGAUGAAGCUUAAAUCAUAUGCCAUUAAUGUAAAGAUGAUGUGCAUGAUUAAAUCGCUUUAUCAGAAUGUGAAAGCUUGUAUAAAACAUAAUGGGACAUUAUAUCAGAGUAUUUCAAAUUUUCAGCUGGUGUAUUACAAGGUGAAAUUUUGUCACCAUUAUUGUUUUAAAUGUACAUAUGUUGAUGAUUUUAAAAACAAUUUUAUAUCUACCUAUUGUCCAUAGCUAGAACUACAUAUACAUGCAUAAUAGAACUACAAAUGAAUUAUUUAUUUUUACUUCUGUAUGCUGAUGAUACAGUACAAAUCUCAUAAAUGACAGAUGGUCUACAAAAUAUGUUUGAUUCAUUGUAUGUAAAUGUUCAGAAUACAAAAAUAGUAGUCUUUAGAAACUGAAAUUUUAAGGAAGGCCUGAAGGCAUGAAGCUUAAGAUGUUGAAUAAGUACAUUUUUCAUUCGGUAAAAGAGUACUUAAGGUUAAACAAUACAUAUCACUGUAUGGUAAUAUAUUGUGAAUUGGGUGAAUUUCCUCUUGAACUGAUCAGGGAAAAGAAAAUCCUUGAAUACUAAUUAUUUUAAAUUAAAAUGAUAAUUGUAUUCUUCAAGCAUGUCUCCAAGAAAGGAUAGGAAAUAAUGAUAAUUGGGUUGUAAAUAUUUGUUAUUGUUAAAACUCAAA
This is a messenger RNA of Saccostrea cuccullata (small rock oyster), 4286 nucleotides long. RefSeq lists its product as uncharacterized. The transcript has 6 exons. Lineage: Eukaryota; Metazoa; Mollusca; Bivalvia; Ostreida; Ostreidae. The record is from RefSeq and is a predicted model, not a curated record. The coding region runs from base 589 to 3003 and encodes 804 amino acids.